AUGGGUCUAGGAUCCGCCGCCAUAGCUGCCACUGUAGCCGCCGCCGCAGCCGCCGCUGGUGCAGCUACCGCAGUGGCGGAGAGCACUGGGUGUUACCCCCGCGGCGCUCCUUUCGCAUCCUCUUCUCUCGCGCCUGCUGCGACCGCCGGCGUUUCUAGGCCGGAGGCAGCAGCGACUUACGAGGCAGCAGAGGAUGGGGCAAGGGCAGUGGGAGGGUCUGGGAGGGUCAGCGUUGGGAGCUCGAGCUCUGGCUCGAGCUCUAGGAGCAAGCGGUGGGCGGCGGCGCUGUCAGCAGCAGUGUCGCCCGGCGCACAGGGGAAGCGAACCUCCGCGUUUGAUUCGUCUCUCAAGUCGCCUGGGGCCCACGGAAAGAAAGCCCUGCUGCGGCACCAGGAACAUCAGCAGCACACGCAGCAGCAGCAGCAGCAGCAGCAGCAGCAGCUGCAGCAGCAGCAGCAGCAGCAGCAGCAGCCUGAAAAGUACGAGGAGGGGGAGGAGGGUGAGAUAGUAGGAAUAGAAGGUGGUAAUGCUGCAGGGGACGGGUGGUUGGUUUCUGCCUGCGCAGGGGGACUAGAGGAGGGGGCGCAGGGGCAGGAAGGGGCGGAGGGGGGCGCAGGAGCAGGGGAGAGGGCGGAGAGACUGGAGAGGGCGGAGAGGGCGGAGAUAGAGCGGCAACUGCGGGCGGUGGAGGAGGAGAUGGUGGCGAUGCAGCAGCAGAUCGGCGCACUACUCACCAUCGGCAUGGCCAUGGCUGACCAUGCGGAGGGGGUUGGCGAGGGCGCGAGGGAGCUGGGGAAGGGGGAUCUGGGGGAGGCGGAGCUGGUAGAGUUGGGGGUGGGGGAGGCGGAGUUGGGGGAGGCGGAGUUGGGGGAGGGGGAGCUGGGAGGGGCGGAGUUGAGGGAAGCGGAGCUUGAGGAGGCGGAAUUGGGGAAGAGGGAGUUGGAAGAGGGGGAGUUAGGGGAGGGGAAUGCAGAGACGGCUCUGGUGGUGGCUAGAGAUGUCGAGAAGUGGGAAUACGAGCAGGCGCUGGAGAGGGAGGGAGGCACGGAGGAGAGGCAGGCUGCUGCUGCCUCCCUCUCCCCUGCGCACGCUCUCCCUUCUCCCUCCCGCGCCCUCCCUCCGCUCUCCCCCAACCUCCCUCCGCUCUCCCCUGCUGCCGAAUCAGUUACAGCGAAGGGGCGGAGGCAGAGGAGGGCCGGCCGGGGGAAGGAGAAGCAGCAGGUGGUGGUGGGGGGGGGGAGAGCAGCUCGAGACGGCAUUGAUGCGCGUGAAGCCAGUGGCAGCCGUGCCAGCGGCGGUGGUGACAGUCGUGACAGCCGUGCCGGCGGCGGUGGUGAGAGGCGUGCGGGCAUUGACGGCCAUGAGGCAGGGUGUGGGGGGCUGAUGGAGUCCGCGGAUGGUAACCGGGUGGAGUCUCUGGCGCCUUUGGCGUCACCAUGCUGUGCUCGCUGCCACGCUCCCAGGCACACAUGCAUCAGUUCCCAGCUAGAUCGCGGUGGAGUGGGGUACGCAGUGGUGGCAGCAGGCAGUGGCGACAUCAUCACGUGCAACAACUCCUUCCUCUCCCUCCUCCGCCUCGCCUCGCCUGCCCCUCACACCGCCACCACUGCCACUACCACAGCCAUGGGUGCUGCUGCAGCAGCAGCAGAAGCAGCGGCGGCUGAUACAGUAGCAAAGGCAGUUGGAGGCGCAACGGCAGCAGCAGAGGCAGCGUGUGGUGGCGCCGUGUGUCUGAGCGUGGCGAAUGCUGUGUCGGCAGAGUCAAAAGGCAACCUCAUGGCUUGGCUAGCCGUCGCGUGCCAGGCACUCUCGCAUCCCCCUCCCAUCACAGUACUACUGCAGGAAGGCCCCUCUGCUGCUGCCACCACCGGCACGUCCGGGGGCGACAGUAGGACGAGCAAGAGCAGCCGGAAGAAGCAAGGCAGCAGCUACUCUGGCCCUCCCUUAGUUGUGAUUUUGCUGACGGCGUUGGGUGCAGGGGCAGGCCACGUCAUCAGCAAGCCGCUGGUCCGUCAAUGCAUCCGAACAUCCUUCUGUCAGCUCACAGCCGUUGAUGGAGCAGAAUCAGCGGACGGCAGCUCUGGAUAUUCCCGAGACGAGAGCGCAGUGGAGGUGAAGGGAAGGCGGCUACCAUCGUCAGCCGUUUACGAGGGCGUGUUGCUCGUCUUUAAUGAGUUGAACCGAAGAUCCUCUCAUGCAUUCUUCGAUCCGCCAUCAAGACGAGAAGUCAAGGAGAGAGUACAGACAUUCAACUGUUCAACACCAAACGAGUUCACCCAGGCAGAGUUCGAGGAGCUAAUCUUCCUCUUCUUCCCGGAUGCAGUAGCCUGCUUUACCAAGGACAUAGUGCUCACAUGCACGGCUGUCACGUGCCUCACUCUCGCCACCAAAAGCGCUGCCGAUGCCGUGCUGAGAAGAGCCGGCUCCAAGCGGUCACUUCCUGGAGCCCUGCUGGCAUGUGUGAUUGGAAUAGUGUGGCGAAUAGCCCGGCACUAA
Molecule: messenger RNA, 2496 nt
Organism: Closterium sp. Yama58-4
Lineage: Eukaryota; Viridiplantae; Streptophyta; Zygnematophyceae; Desmidiales; Closteriaceae
Source: the annotation of a GenBank genome assembly